Molecule: messenger RNA, 729 nt
Organism: Rubroshorea leprosula
Lineage: Eukaryota; Viridiplantae; Streptophyta; Magnoliopsida; Malvales; Dipterocarpaceae
Source: the annotation of a GenBank genome assembly
AGGAAGAAGUAAAAAAAUAUUUUAAUUUUUAUAAGUGAAAAACAUAAAUUUAUUGAAAACAAAUUUGCUUGACUGUUGACCGGUUGACCCAUCUUACUUUCAUGUAAUCAUAUGCCUUCGUUUCUCCUAAAUUCUGAAAAUGGCAAGGGAAAGGCCUCAGAUCCUUUCAGCCUAAACACACAGGUCGAUGUCUUCCCCUCGACGCUGAAAACCCAUCCUUUCGGUCGGCCCCGCAGCAGAUCGGCUGACAGUGCUUUCUAUGGUGGUGUCCUUGCUCUACCUCUCAUCCUAUUGUUUAAUAUACCAAAUGGUGGGGGAGGAUUGCAAAAGGGGAAAAGGAACUUUGGCGUAAUGUGUUGGAGAUUAAGUACAGCAUUUCUAGGAGACAAUGGGAGAUUUGUAUGGGGGAGUGAAAUAGGAGAGGAUCGCUGUGGUGCUACCAAUGGAUCAAAGAAAAUCAAUCACCCCCAGCCGCCAGGCAAGCUUAUAUUGUUCAAAAUUCAUCGUGUUGGAGCUUUUCUUUAAACAUUGCCGCUCUACAACUUUUGGGUAGUCUUACUUUUGUCUAAUGUUGCCUAAAGAUUACACUAACUAUUAUAUAUACAGUAUUGUACUUUCUUUGAAUUCAUCAUAUUACCAAGCUACCAUGUUGUCUUUGGACAAUGUAGUCAUUAACAUCAAUUAAUUUCUCUGCCUAAUUAGUUACACUAUUAAAAUUUUGGCUUUUAG